Messenger RNA from Vitis riparia (riverbank grape), 3676 nucleotides. Its product is annotated as beta-galactosidase. Gene Ontology annotation, biological process: lactose catabolic process. The record is from RefSeq and is a predicted model, not a curated record. NCBI's taxonomy places the organism in Eukaryota, Viridiplantae, Streptophyta, Magnoliopsida, Vitales, Vitaceae. Gene Ontology annotation, molecular function: carbohydrate binding; beta-galactosidase activity. The transcript is spliced from 18 exons. Bases 122 to 3466 code for a protein of 1114 amino acids. Gene Ontology annotation, cellular component: beta-galactosidase complex.
CACACCUACUCCACUCUUCACUCUUCGCUGGUCAGCUUUCUCUCUCUAGUUUCUUUCGUUCUCUACUGGAGUUUCCUCAAGGAACCGCCCAGUGGUAUGCUUUGUAACCUGCAAUUUGGCCAUGGCUUCUUUGGUGGCACAGCUUGCUUUUCCUUCAGAUUAUAAUCGUAGAGUGUGGGAGGAUCCAUCAUUCAUCAAGUGGAGAAAAAAAGAUGCACAUGUUUCAUUGCAUUGUCAUGAUACUGUUGAAGGAUCUCUUAGAUACUGGUAUGAACGCAACAAAGUGGACCUUAUAGCAUCUAGUUCAGCAGUUUGGAAUGAUGAUGCUGUUGUUGGAGCUCUUGAUUGUGCUGCUUUCUGGGUCAAGGGCCUGCCUUUUGUUAAGUCUUUGUCUGGCUACUGGAAAUUUUACUUGGCUCCUGGACCUACCAGUGUUCCUAUGAAUUUUUAUGAUAGUUCAUUUGAGGAUUCUACAUGGGAAACUUUACCAGUUCCUUCGAAUUGGCAGAUGCAUGGAUUUGAUCGGCCUAUUUAUACAAAUAUCGUAUAUCCGUUUCCUCUUGAUCCACCUCAUGUUCCUACAGAUAAUCCUACUGGCUGUUACAGGACAGUCUUCCACAUUCCUCACGAAUGGAAGGGUCGUAGGAUAUUGUUACACUUCGAAGCUGUUGAUUCUGCCUUUUUUGCAUGGAUAAAUGGAGUUCCUGUUGGAUAUAGUCAGGAUAGUAGACUUCCUGCUGAAUUUGAAAUCACUGAUUACUGUCAUCCAUGUGGUUCCGACAAGAAGAAUGUUCUUGCUGUUCAAGUAUUUAGAUGGAGUGAUGGCUCUUACCUUGAAGAUCAAGAUCAAUGGCGGUUAUCCGGUAUUCAUCGAGACGUGCUUCUUUUAGCCAAGCCACAGGUCUAUAUUGAAGAUUAUUUUUUCAAAUCAAACUUGGGCGAAAAUUUUUCAUAUGCAGAUAUACAGGUUGAAGUGAAAAUUGAUAACUCGCUGGAAACAUCAAAAGACAGCAUUCUUAACAAAUUUUCUAUAGAGGCUGAACUGUUUGACAGUGCGAAGUGGCAUGACUCCAAUGAAUAUUGUGAUCUGCAUUCAUCUAGUGUGGCUCAUAUGGAACUCGACCCAUCCUCCUCUACUGCAAUAUUCGGGUUUCUUGGAUAUGUUCUAGUGGGAAAACUGGAAAGCCCCAAGCUUUGGUCUGCAGAGCAACCUUAUCUUUACACUCUUGUCGUCAUCCUCAAAGAUGAAUUUGGGAAGGUAGUUGACUGUGAAUCAUGCCAAGUAGGUAUACGGCAAGUAUCAAAAGCCCCAAAACAGCUACUUGUUAAUGGGCAUCCAGUAAUUUUAAGAGGAGUAAAUAGGCACGAACAUCAUCCACGUCUGGGGAAGACAAACAUGGAAUCCUGCAUGGUUAAGGAUUUGGUUCUAAUGAAGCAAAACAAUAUCAAUGCUGUGAGAAACAGCCAUUAUCCCCAGCAUCCUCGAUGGUACGAGUUGUGUGAUUUGUUUGGCAUGUACAUGAUUGAUGAAGCCAAUAUUGAGACCCAUGGUUUUUAUGGUUCUCAACAUUUAAAGAACCCCACAUUAGAAUCAAGUUGGGCUUCUUCUAUGAUGGAUCGAGUGAUAAGCAUGGUGGAGAGGGACAAAAAUCAUGCAUGCAUUAUUUCUUGGUCCUUGGGAAAUGAGUCUGGUUAUGGACCUAAUCAUUCUGCUUUGGCUGGUUGGAUUAGAGGAAGGGACUCCUCUAGGCUAUUACAUUACGAAGGGGGUGGAGCUAGGACUCCAUCAACAGAUAUUGUCUGCCCCAUGUAUAUGCGUGUUUGGGACAUUGUAAAGAUUGCAAAAGAUCCAACUGAAACGCGACCUUUGAUUCUAUGCGAGUACUCACAUUCCAUGGGAAACAGCAACGGAAAUAUUCAAGAAUAUUGGGAAGCUAUUGAUAACACAUUUGGAUUACAAGGAGGCUUUAUCUGGGAUUGGGUUGAUCAGGGGCUGCUGAAGGUUGGUGCAGAUGGUGCUAAGCAUUGGGCAUAUGGAGGUGACUUUGGGGAUAUCCCUAAUGAUUUGAACUUCUGUCUGAAUGGCAUUACAUGGCCAGAUCGAACUCUUCAUCCUGCAGUACAUGAAGUUAAGUAUGUCUAUCAACCAAUCAAGAUUUCUUUAAGUGAGAGCACACUUAAGAUAACAAACACUCAUUUUUAUGAAACAACAAAAGCAAUGGAGUUUAGCUGGACUGUCUGUGGGGAUGGAUGCAAACUUGGAUCUGGAACCCUAUCUCUCCCCAUAAUAGAACCCCAGAGCAGCUACUCUAUCGAAUUUGAGUCAGGACCAUGGUAUUCUCUAUGGGCUUCGUCUUCUGCAGAAGAACAUUUUUUAACAAUAACUGCAAAGCUCUUGCAACCCACACGCUGGGUUGAAGCUGGUCAUGUCAUUUCAUCAACACAAAUCCUGUUGCCUGCCAAAAGAGAAUUUGUUCCUCAUGUCAUCAAAAAUAAAGAUGCUCCUGUCCCUGGUGAAAUUCUUGGGAAUACGAUUAGAUUCUACCAGCAGAAUGUUUGGGAGAUACAAUUUAACGCUCAAACUGGAACCAUUGAAAGCUGGAAGGUUGGUGGAGUUACUGUGAUGAAUAAGGGCAUAUUCCCAUGCUUCUGGCGGGCACCUACAGAUAAUGACAAUGGGGGAGGUGCAAAAAGUUAUGUCUCUAAGUGGAAAGCAGCCCAUCUUGAUAACCUAUCCUUUAUCACUGAAAGCUGUUCUGUUCAGAAUAUAACAGAUCAUCCUGUAAAACUGGCUGUGGUUUAUCUUGGCAUCCCAAAGGGUGAGGAGAAUUCUUUAUCCAGAUCUGAGAAUCCAAAGGUUUUACUCAAGGUUGACAUAACUUACACAGUCUAUGGUUCUGGUGACAUCAUUAUGGAAUGUAAUGUCCACCCAUGCUCUGAUCUCCCACCCUUGCCACGUGUGGGGGUUGAAUUUCAGUUGGAAAAAACAAUUGAUCAGAUUAAAUGGUAUGGCAAAGGACCAUUUGAAUGUUAUCCAGAUCGGAAAGCAGCUGCUCAUGUGGGGGUCUAUGAGCAGAAUGUGGGUGAUAUGCAUGUUCCCUAUAUUGUUCCUGUAGAGUGUUCUGGUAGAGCAGAUGUUAGGUGGGUAACAUUUCAAAACAAAGAUGGUUUUGGAAUUUAUGCAUCCAUGUAUGGCAGCUCUCCACCAAUGCAAAUGAAUGCAAGUUACUAUAGCACAGCAGAGCUUGAACGGGCAACACAUAAGGAAGAGCUUAUCAAAGGAGAUGAUAUUGAGGUGCAUCUGGACCACAAGCACAUGGGUUUGGGUGGCGAUGAUAGCUGGUCUCCCUGUGUCCAUGAGAAAUACCUGAUUCCAGCAGUGCCAUACUCUUUCUCUAUCAGGCUGUCUCCAAUAACUGCAGCCAUAACUGGCUAUGACAUCUACAAAUCCCAGCUUCAGAACUAAUACCAUCCACCUAGGUUCCUUUUCUUCUCUCCUUCUCUACUGGGUUACUUUCUUUGAUGAUGGUAAAAAGAAAGACGAAUUUAAUUAUUUGAUGUUAUUAUGAACCAUGCAUUUUAAUUAUCAACCUAGAUUUUUAUGACAUUGUUUAUGUUAAGUUUUUCCUUUCAACUGGUUUGAUUUCAGAUCAAGAGAACUCGGCUCUGUAAUCAA